Messenger RNA from Octopus sinensis (East Asian common octopus), 354 nucleotides. Its product is annotated as ubiquinol-cytochrome-c reductase complex assembly factor 2. Gene Ontology annotation, cellular component: mitochondrial matrix. The transcript has a single exon. NCBI's taxonomy places the organism in Eukaryota, Metazoa, Mollusca, Cephalopoda, Octopoda, Octopodidae. The record is from RefSeq and is a predicted model, not a curated record. The coding region runs from base 1 to 354 and encodes 117 amino acids. Gene Ontology annotation, biological process: mitochondrial respiratory chain complex III assembly.
AUGGCUUCGAGUUACAGACGUUUUCUAACCCUCUGUAAAAACUGGCCCAUAGACACCAGCAAAGCAGCUGAUAAGGACCUCGCCGUCUUCAUACGCGAGAAUAUAGCUAAAACCUUUAGGCAUGCUGACGCUACACGAAUUGAAGAACCGUCAAAAUGUGAGAAUAUUUAUGAGAGCCUUCAGAGGAUAUCUGCAGACUACCAUCUGAACAAAUACCAAUUGGAUAAGCCUUAUAUAACAGCUUCCUGCAAGGCCACUCGAGAUGAAUGUAAAGCGGUACUAUCCAAGGAAGGCAGCGAUGUCAUCUACGAAAACGAUACCCAUAUCCUUGAAAAAGUGAAAUCGAAGUUCUGA